AUGCAAGAAGCUUGGGUACAAGGAGCCACCGGAGAAAAACAAUACCAAUGGACCACGGAGAGGAAAGUUCAUCUCACAUCAGGUAAAGUCUCACAUUCCUUUUUGCAUGUACCGGACUGUCCAUAUCCAUUACUGGGUCGAGAUCUACUGACUAAAUUAAAAGCCCAGAUCCAUUUUGAAGGAUCAGGAACCAAAAUCUCUGGCUCACAAGGGGCUCCACUUCAAAUAUUGACUUUGCAAUUGAAAAAUGAAUGUAGACUUUUUGAAAAGCCUCCUGAACAGCAGGAAGGAAUGGACUUAUGGUUAAAACAACACCCCCUGGCCUGGGCAGAAACAGGGGGCAUGGGGCUGGCCAUACAACAGCCACCCCUAAUAAUUCUCCUGAAGGCAACAGCCACCCCUAUCUCAAUUAAACAGUAUCCUAUGUCAAAUGAGGCAUAUCAAGGAAUCAAGCCUCAUAUUAAGAGACUAUUAGACCAGGAGAUCUUGAUCCCCUGCCGAUCCCCAUGGAAUACUACACUUCUGCUAAAGAAACCAGGAACUGGAGAUUACAGGCUAGUCCAAGAUCUUAGGGAAGUCAAUAAGCGAGUGGAGGACAUUCACCAUGUGCCAAAUCCCUAUAACCUACUAAGCACCCUGCCUCCUACUCAUCCCUGGUAUACUGUUCUGGACCUAAAGGAUGCUUUCUUUUUCCUGAGGCUGAGCCCUCAGAGUCAGCCUUUAUUUGCUUUUGAAUGGAAGGAUCCAGAACUGGGCAUUUCAGGGCAAUUGACCUGGACACGCCUACCCCAGAGGUUCAAGAAUAGCCCCACUAUCUUUGAUGAGGCCCUUCACCAAGACCUGGCAGACUUCCAGAUCAGUCAUCCAUCUCUGAUCCUACUACAGUAUGUGGACAACCUCCUCCUUGCAGCCACCACUGAACAGGACUGCAAAACAGAGAUAGUGGCCCCCCUUUACCCGCUAACCAAUCAAGACACACCUUUUAAAUGGACUGAGGAACAACAGCAGGCUUUUGAUGCUAUCAAGCGGGCCCUGCUGUCCUCACCAGCCCUGGGCUUGCCAGAUGUCACCAAGCCUUUUGAACUCUUUGUUGAUGAAAAACAGGGCUAUGCAAAAGGAGUCUUAACCCAAAGGUUAGGACCCUGGAGACGGCCCAUUGCCUACUUGUCUAAGAAAUUAGACCCAGUUGCAUCAGGAUGGCCUCCAUGUCUCCGGAUCAAGGACGCCACCAAAUUGACUCUGGGACAGCCAAUGACCAUACUGGCGCCAGACGCAGUUGAGUCCCUCAUCCGUCAGCCACCAGAUAGAUGGCUAUCUAACGCCCGUCUAACUCACUAUCAAUCCCUGCUCCUGGAUGUAGACAGGGUCCAGUUCGGGCCAAUAAUAAUCCUGAAUCCAGCCACCUUGUUACCGCUGCCGGAGUGA
Messenger RNA from Phodopus roborovskii (desert hamster), 1425 nucleotides. RefSeq lists its product as uncharacterized. NCBI's taxonomy places the organism in Eukaryota, Metazoa, Chordata, Mammalia, Rodentia, Cricetidae. Gene Ontology annotation, biological process: proteolysis. Gene Ontology annotation, molecular function: aspartic-type endopeptidase activity. The record is from RefSeq and is a predicted model, not a curated record.